Saprolegnia diclina VS20 is the source of this 597-nucleotide messenger RNA. RefSeq lists its product as hypothetical. The coding region runs from base 1 to 597 and encodes 198 amino acids. Lineage: Eukaryota; Oomycota; Saprolegniomycetes; Saprolegniales; Saprolegniaceae. The record is from RefSeq and is a predicted model, not a curated record. Gene Ontology annotation, molecular function: protein binding. The transcript has 3 exons.
AUGACAAGCUGGCUGAGCGAGCCACGGUGGGCCCACGAGGCCCUUCUGGCGCUAAGCAGCCGGGACGCGCCGCGCCUCCGUGCUGCGCUGCGGCUGCCAUCUGCUACCGCGCACGCCACCGUGACGCAACGACCUGGCGGCGCGCCAUUUGACUUUGCGGGCGAAGGCUUCUAUGACGCGCUCGCAGAAAAGUGGGCGUCGCCACUCUUCAAGCACGCCAUCGACGGUGACACGCUCCUCCAUCUUGCGCUGCGUCAGCAUGACCCUGUCUGUGCCCGUGUGCUUCUCGACGCAGGCGCGGCGCUCGAUACGGUCAACAGCGCCAAAGAAACCCCGGUCGCGAUACUCUGGGCCGUGCACAUGGAGCCAACGGCACCCUAUGCUGCCUCGUACGCAGAUCUCCUGCAACAUGCAAAGCCCCAGCUUAAGCAGUACCAGGAGGCCAACGCCGCCCGCGCCCGGGACGGCCUCGUCGCCAUCUACACACGCUAUGCACCCGACCGUCUCGGCAAAAUUGAGCUCCAACUGCGCGAGUUUUACGGCCGCGAACUCGACCUACUCUCACGCGUGCUUGAAAAGUACCAUACAUCGUCUUAG